Molecule: messenger RNA, 2688 nt
Organism: Lodderomyces jiufengensis
Lineage: Eukaryota; Fungi; Ascomycota; Pichiomycetes; Serinales; Debaryomycetaceae
Exons: 1
Coding region: 1-2688 (895 amino acids)
Biological process (GO): regulatory ncRNA-mediated gene silencing; mRNA catabolic process
Cellular component (GO): cytosol; RISC complex; nucleus
Molecular function (GO): nuclease activity; RNA binding
Source: RefSeq, a predicted model, not a curated record
AUGUCAUUAUUUGUUGCAAAAGUCAAAAAUGUAUUAAGUGGUGAUACAAUUGUUGUUGUUCCACUAAAAACAAAUCAAUUCCCACCACCAGAAAGAAUUAUAACUUUAUCAUAUGUUAAACCAAUAAGUGAAUUUGAAUCAAAAGAAUAUUUACGUGAUUUAUUAAUUGGUAAAGAAAUCAAAUUUAAAGUAUUUAACAAAGCUGGUAAUAGAGAAUUUGGAGAUGUUCAAUCACCAAUUUUUAAGUCAUUAAUUGAAUAUUUAAUAUCUAGUGGUUAUGUUAAAUUAAGAGAUAAUAUACCAGAAGAUGAUAAAGUUGAUGAAUUAAAACAAAUUGAAAAUAAUUCAAAAUUAAAACAAAAUGGACUUUGGAACAGCAAAGUUAAAAAAGUUGAAACAGUCCCAUUAACUGAAGAAAAUAUUAUUUCUUCUCAAACUAAACCAUUGAAAUUAAUUGUGGAAAAAGUUAUAAGUGGUGAUAGAAUAAUUGGUAAUAUCUUUGUAAAUAAAAAUCAGAUUGCAAACUCAUCAUUAUUAUUGGCAGGUAUCAAAUCUCCAAGAACUGAUGAUCAAAGUCAAUCACAACAAUUAGUAAAAGUAGCACAACAAGCAAAACAAUUUGUUGAAGAUAAAUUAUUAAGUACAAAAGCAGAGUUAACUGUAAAAAUUAUUGGUGAAAGUCAAUCUGGUGUUCCAAUUGCUUUAAUUACUCACCCAUCAGGUAACAAUAUUCAUGAAAAAUUAUUAGAAUCUGGAUUUGGAGAAAUUGUUGAUUGGCAAUCUACUUUAAUUGGUUCAACUGCAAUGAGUCAAUUAAGAAAAGCUGAACAAACUGCAAAAGCAUUAGGUAAAGGAAUAUUUGCUAAUUCAACAACCAAAAAAAGCUCAGGCUCUGGUCAACACGGAUCUAAAUUAAAACCAGGUGUUUCAAUUCCCAAUGUUACAAUAGCUAAAGUCAUAAAUGCUGACACUUUAUUAGUAAGAUUACCAGAUUCAGAUGAAGAAAUUACUGUACAACUAGCAUCAAUUAGAGCACCAAAACCAAAUGACACAACAGUAACAUCAGAUCAAUCUAAACAGCAAGCAUUGGUUGCAACAGCUCGUGAAUUUGUAAGAAAUCAAGUAAUUGGUAAACAAGGUAAUCUUUAUGUUGAUGGAUUUAGAGAAGCAAACAAAGACCUUAGUUUAGAAUCAAGAUUCUUGGUAAGUUUUAAAUAUGCUAACACUGACUUAUCAGAAUUAAUUGUAACCAACGGAUUUGGUACAGUUAUAAAACACAACAAGGCAACUCAAAAUGAACGUUCGUUAAAUUGGGAUAAAUUAAUUGAAUUAGAAAAUGAUGCUAAAAAAUUAGGUAAAAAGGGAAUUUAUGGAGAUUUAAAUAAAGUUUUAACUGUUGGUACUAGAAUUAUUGAUGCUUCUGAAAAUUUAACAAAAGCUAAAACUUUUUUCAAUGGAUUUAAACAAAAGGGUAGAAUUAGUGGCUACUAUGUUGAAUACAUUCCAAACGUUACUCGAGUUAAAUUAUUUAACCCAAAAGAAGGCUUAAAAUUAACUUUAUUAUUAGGUGGUUUAUCAAAUAAUAAAAAUGAUGUAUUACAAGAAGAAGGUUUAAAAUUUUUAAAUAAAAAAUUCUUACAAAGACCAGUUGAAUUUGAAAUCUAUGAUACUGAUAAAUUAGGUGGAUUUGUUGGUAAUUUAUAUACCAACUCAAAUGCUAUAGUUCCAAUCCAAGAACAAGUUAUAUCUCAAGGUUUUGCAAAAUUACAUGAAUAUGCUAUAAGUGCUAAUCCACAAGCUUCAGUGUUGGAAAAAGCUGAAGAUAAUGCAAAAUCUCAAAAUAAAGGUAUUUGGAAGGAUCAUGAUGAUGCUAAAUUAAGCAAAGAAAUUUCAGAAUCUGCAGCAAGAUUAGAAUCCACAAAAUUAGAAUCAUCAAAACCUAAAUUUUUUGAUAUUGAAGUUGUUUACAUUGAUUCAGAAGGUAUAUUAUAUUUCCACAAAACAGAUCCAAAACAAAAACAAGUAUUUACAAAAUUUAAAACUGAAUUUCAGCAAUUCCAUUCACAACAACCAAGUGCAUCAAAAUUAUCACAAGAUUUACCUGUAAACUUAGACAAACCUCCAAAAAAGGGAGAACUCGUGUCAGCUAAAUUUUCGGACGAUGGUAAAUACUAUCGUGCAAAAUUUUUAGGUGUUGAUAAGUCAUCAAACAAAUAUGAAGUACACCAUAUUGAUUUUGGUAACAUUGAUAAAGUUUCUUUGAGUGCCUUACGUCAAUUACCUACAAAAUUUAAUACCACCACUAUUCCAAAAUUCCAUUAUACUACAACAUUACAAAAUAUAAGAUUACCUCCUGCAAAACCAACUGAUUAUUUAACUGAUGCCAUAUAUGCAUUAGAAGAUUUAACAUACGAUAAGAGUUUAGUUAUUAGUGCAUUACCUGGCUCUACAUCUGAUUAUCAAGGUAUUUUGUAUGAUUCAGAAGAAAGUUUAAAAGAUUCAUCUUACACUAUAAACAAACAAUUAGUCAAAGAAGGUUGGGCUAUAGUUGAUUCAAAAAAUAUUAAACCAUCUACAAAAGAAUAUGUUGAUGAAUUAUUAAAAAUUCAAAAAUCUGCUAAAGCUAAUCAUUUAGGUUGUUGGGAAUUUGGUGAUGUUUCUUUUGAUGAAGAUAAUUUAUUAGCAUAA